This is a messenger RNA of Anthonomus grandis grandis, 1901 nucleotides long. RefSeq names its product radial spoke head protein 3 homolog (gene Rsph3). The record is from RefSeq and is a predicted model, not a curated record. The transcript has 9 exons. Gene Ontology annotation, cellular component: cilium. The coding region runs from base 16 to 1725 and encodes 569 amino acids. Lineage: Eukaryota; Metazoa; Arthropoda; Insecta; Coleoptera; Curculionidae.
GAAUGCCGUCGCGUAAUGACCGAUAUAGUGAUUCCUAACCUCCAAAUGUCCUCUGACGAUAACGAGGACGUGGCCUUCAAGGUUCUUAACCAAGACGACCUCCCCAUGAUCUCUGUUAAAGGGGAGACCAUAUUCAAACCCUUCGGCAACGAUCCGAAGGUAAAACCCAACCUGAUUGUCCAUCCGACCAGAAGGAUCAUUAGCAACCUAGAAGAGAAUAAGCAGAAGGCCAAGUCUCAGGGUAACAUCAGCGGCAAAAGUCUGAAGAAAAAGCUCAGUAACUCCCAUGGACAGUUGAACCACACCAACAGUAAUGUUGGAAUAAAAAUUGAGGAUCUUAAGAGCCAGAUUGACACGAAGUUCACAAGAACAUUGGACGCUAAACUGCGACGCCUUCAACGCGAAGAGAAACUGAUUGUAAAGAAAUCGGUGCUGGCGCAUAAUCCGCGCAAACCGUUCGUCACCACGGUACCCAAGGGCACGUUCCUGGAACCACCUAGAAACUCCGUGGAAAAAUCCGUUAAGAAGGAGGAGCCGAGAAAGUUGUUUACGUACGCAAGUCAACCGAGGGUGCUGAAUAGGACGCCCGCUAAGUUCGGGCAUGUGCAGAGAUGCGCAGCCGCACUGGCGGCCGCUAAAAUUGUUGGCGGAGUCGCCGGGAUACCGGGGUUCCGGGACGGAGUGCUUGAGGAGGCCAAUUAUGGAAACGUUAUGCACGACAAACGAGUGUACCGGGGCAGCAAUUUUGCCCAACAACAUUUGGGAGAUGGCGAAUCAUCAGCAGCGAGGGCAGCAGAAGCCAGAAGAAGAGCUUUGGCAAGAAGAAAAGCGAAAAAUCAGCAUUACAAGUCGUCCCAGCUACGAUUGGGCUCCCCACCACCUGUAGCUGGGAGGCGUCACGAAAACAUCCAAACUGAAACUUACUUGGAAGAGCUCUUCGUUAACCCACCGGUAUCGGACGUGUGCACCCAAACUGACUUAUUCGUCGAACGACCAGUUUCACCAUUUUACGUUCCGGCCAAGACCGGAGCCGACGUGGAAACUCAAAUUUACCCGGGAGAUCUCUUUGACUUCGACAUGGAAGUACAACCGAUCCUCGAGGUCCUCGUAGGCAAAACGGUGGAGCAAGCUCUAAUAGAAGUGCUCGAGGAGGAGGAAUUGGCCGCGCUAAGAGAACAACAGAGACGGUUCUUGGAGUUGAGAGCGACAGAGACGGCGGAGGCGCUCAGACUGGAGGAAAGAGAAAAAAGACUGGUGAAAGAGAAGGAGCGUCGGAUCGCGGAACAUCAGGAGGGAGUGAAGGUUCAGAAAGAGAUGGAGGAGAGGAUUGCGGCGGCGGUGCUCAUGCAAGGCUACAUGGCGGACUUGCUGCCAUCUGUUAUUGAAGGAUUGGAAUCCGAAGGGUUCAUGAUGGAUAAUAUUAAAGAAGAUAUUGACGAGUCCUUCAUGCCCUGGUUAAUCAAGGAAGUCACGCACGAGCUGCAGGACAUGGUGUGUAGCAGGGACGUUCUUGCCGAUAUCGUACGGGAAAUCUUGGAAAACCGGGCAGAAAUCUAUAAGGCGUUGAAUAAAGAGUCCGACGUAAGUCAAGAAGAAGAGGAAGAAGGUCCUUCCAUUGAAGACAUGAUGCUACAAGACCAUUUGAGACUACAAAGGGAAAUUCUUAAGACCAGAGAGCGUCAAGGCUCUAAGGAGCCUACCGAGUCUAAUAAAGAAGUUCAAUAGCAAAGGGUUCAUUUAAGCAAAAGUAUGGAGUACCCACCACCCUAUAAAAAAGAGUACCUAAUAUGAAAAUUUUACCAUAUUUUUAAAAACCUUAUUAGAGUGCACUUUAUAUUGUAUACUUUUAAAAGGUAUUUUAUUGUAAAUUUGUUGCGCAAAAAUAUAUUCCUAUUGUUUAA